Molecule: messenger RNA, 8549 nt
Organism: Oncorhynchus masou masou (cherry salmon)
Lineage: Eukaryota; Metazoa; Chordata; Actinopteri; Salmoniformes; Salmonidae
Product: interferon-induced very large GTPase 1-like
Exons: 8
Coding region: 28-5517 (1829 amino acids)
Molecular function (GO): GTP binding
Source: RefSeq, a predicted model, not a curated record
AUCAGCUGCAUCUCCACCUGUAGACAUAUGACUGUAGGUCCCCAACUCAGCAGGCAGGCAAAGACUUUAGAAGACUGCUGCAGCCCGUCCAUCUUUAGGUGGUGGGAUUCCCCUUCUGGUGGGGCUAAAGUGAUGGAGAGGCCUGAAGAUGAGGGGUCACCAGGUGCAACAGGUGGUGAAGGGGAUGGAAGAGACACCACACCUGUUCACAACACUGGUACUCCUGAUGGCAUGGCAGCACUAGGAGUCAUGCUACAGGGCUUCAUGUUAAAUCAACAGCAGUCAAUGCAACAGCAACAGCAGUCAAUGCAACAGGCAAUGCAAUCCAUGCAGCAACAGAUGCAGCAGCAGAUCAGCCAGUUACAGGAGGAGGUGCAGAAAGGAAAGACAAAGCAACAGUGUGUUGUGACCCCUUUACAAGCAGCAAACACAGACACUCUGUCAAGACCAGCUCCUCAGUCUCAAGACCCAGCAGAGGAGGUGUUAGGUGAACACGUUGACAAGAAGGAGGAGACAGCAGAGAUGAAAUUGGAAGAUGUCCAACAGCUUUUGUCCGAUGAUAAGUCAAAACCAGAGACUGAUGGCUCUUCAGAAGGAAACAGAGAAACAACCAAAGGUGCAGCAGAGGAGGUAUUGGGGAAUCACAAUGACAAGAAGGAGGAGGAAGAGAGGCCCCAUCCAGAGAUUCCAUCUCCUUCCAAACCACUGAAGGGCUGGGAAGAGAAGAUUCACCAGGGAGAACAAGGAAAACUAAAAAAUAUUGAGCCAGUGCCAAAAGCCAGAGAUGAGUUGAAGCCAAAGAAGGAGGGUUCCUCAGAAGACACACCCCAAGGACCUUGUGUCAGGGAGCUGUUGUCAAAGGCUGGACUAGAAGAUCAUUAUGAAAACAAGCUGACGUUAAGUACUGUCCUUGAGAUAAAUGCUGAUACUACAUCAGAUGAACCUCUUACCACUACGCAGUCACUUCCAGGGGCCUUCCUGAAGAAAUUAAUGAUGGCAAAUGUAAAUGCCAGGAGUGUGAAAUGUCUGACCACUGACCAGGAGUUUUCCUAUUAUGGUGUAGACAACCUGGACACUGACACUGAUAGUAGCAAUGCAAUUCAUCCACUGGACCUGAUAACUGCCUUGUUUCUGUGUUCAGAUGGUUUCCUGCAACAGGAGAUGGUCCAGAAAAUGUCCAUGUGUCAGUUUGCUGUUCCUCUUCUGCUGCCCAACUGUGACACAAAACAAAGCACUUUGAUGCUGUGGGCCUUGAGGGACAUAGUGAGGAAAUUUAGACCCUCUUCCCAAAUGGCCACAAAUGCUUUUGUGGAGGAGAGAAUAGUUCUCUCUGAUAUUCCCAUGGUGUCCUUUGUUAGGUUAGGACAAAGCAGCUUGUCCAAGUCUCAGAUUUUGAACAAGUUGCUUAGUAACCCUCAACAGUACCAUGAUACAUUUGUUCAUCAUGAUAUGGAAUGUGGCGAUGUCUCUCGGCAAAUCUCAGAUGGUCUGGUUGAAAUCAGCUGGUACUUUCCAUGUGGGAACAGAAACAUAGACAUGUUCACUAAGCCUGUGGCGGUGGCCAAUCUCAGAGGAGACAUCAGGUCCUUUAAAACACAGUUCUCCUUUCUGUGUCAAACAUCAGCUGCAGUUUACAUUUUCAUUGAUGAUUUUGAGGCAGAUUUCAAGGUUUUGGAAGCAGAAAUCACAAAAGCAGAGAUAUUUCUGGUUGUCAACUCUCAGAGAAAAACAUUCAGGGUGGACACAUUGAAGAAAAUGAUCACGAACUACAGUAUCAACCCAACAAAUGUGAUUGUGAAGAAGAAGCAGAAUGAUGCAGAAUUUGUCAAAACCCUGCAGUCAUCUGUGGGUGACACCAUCGAAAAAAGUAAAAACAGAUUGACAAUUGAAAACAUGGCUGACGUGGCUCAUCAGAUGGGGAUUCUGGUUGAUGAAGACGGUGAGUGUCAGAGUGCCAGGAAGAAGGCAAAAGAAAUCACCAGUAACUUCAAAGACACAAUGAAAUUCAAACAUGAACAGCUACCCUUACAAGGAACAAUCUGGAAAGAGCUUUCCCAGUUGGAAAAAGAGAUGUGUAGACUGAGAAAAGCAGGAGAUAAAGACAUUGAACACUACAAGAGCUCUCUGAAGAAAAAGGAGAAAGAGCUGAGAGAGAAGCAAUAUACAUUUGACAUGUCAGAUUCAAUGGCAAGCUUCAUUUUAGGAUUGUCAAGUUCAGGAGCUGAGCGUUCCUAUUUCCUCAGAUGGAUGCGGAUAAAUCUGGACAAUCUGUCACGUCAGAACCUGUCUGGAUUGCGGGACCGGUACAAAGAUCUUUGCCAACAUUCUCCGGAGAAAAAAGACGACAUUAAAGAUUUGGAUAAGCAAUUAUCUGACUGUUCCCUGGGACUUGAACACUUCCUGCGUGAGUUGGGCCAGUUAUAUGAAGCUUCCUGCUCCCUUCCUGAAAGUAGCCUACAAAGGAAACAGAUGGAGCAUCUCCCUGGAUUGUGUGCUCAGAUGCUGUUGGAUGGUUUCCCCGUUGAGCUUGUAGAUGGAGAUGCAUCAAAUAUCCCUCUAAAAUGGAUAUCAGCUGUUCUGACUCAGCUUCAUACUCUUGUCCAAUCCAACAGCAAGAUCCGGGUGGUCACAGUUUUAGGGGUCCAAAGCACAGGGAAGUCCACUCUCCUCAACACCAUGUUUGGGGUCCAGUUUGCUGUCAGCAGUGGAAGAUGCACCAGAGGGGCCUUCAUGCUGCUGAUUAAAGUCAACAAAGAACUCAAGGAGGAACUGAAAUGUGACUUCAUCAUGAUUAUUGAUACGGAGGGGUUGAAAUCACCAGAGUUGGCUCAACUAGAUGAUAGCCAUGAACAUGACAAUGAACUGGCCACACUGGUAAUAGGACUCAGUGAUGUCACUAUCAUCAACAUUGCCAUGGAGAACUCCACAGAGAUGAAAGACAUUCUACAGAUUGUUGUUCAUGCUUUUAUCAGGAUGAAGGAAGUGGGGAAGAAGCCAGUAUGUCAUUUUGUGCAUCAGAAUGUGUCAGACAUGUCUGCUCAUGACAACAACAUGAGGGACAGGAAGAAGUUGUUGGAACAGUUGAAUGAAAUGACCCAGGCAGCAGCCAGAAUGGAGAAGAAGGAGAAUAUCACCAAGUUCACUGAUGUGAUGGAGUAUGAUCCAGACACAAGCAGCUGCUACAUCCCAGGACUGUGGCAUGGGACUCCCCCUAUGGCUCCAGUCAAUGCAGGAUACAGUGAGGCAGUAUGCGGCUUCAAGAAGACCUUAAUUAAAGAUUUCAUAAAAUGCCAGAGAAAUGAUGACUUGACACAUUUCCUGAAGUGGACACAAAGCUUGUGGAAGUCUGUGAAAUUUGAGAAAUUCAUCUUUAGUUUCAGAAACAGCUUGGUUGCAGAUGCAUAUUCCAAAUUGUGCUCUGAGUACAAUGGUUGGGAAUGGGCCUUCCAGAAGGAGAUGUACAACUGGAUGAUUGGUGCUGAAACAAAAAUUAACAAUAUUGGCAUGACAGAUAAAAAUCUUGGGCGGUCCAUAGGAAAUGUGCUAAAUGAAUUGAUGGCAGAGGCAUCUGAGAAACUGUCAUUGGGAGAAAAGGAAAUCCAAGACAAUCUGGUGAAAUACUUUGAAAAUCAAGAUGGCCAUGUCAAUCUGGUGGAAAAAUACAAGGAGGACUUUGUGUCCAGUGCCAAAACACUGAGACGAGAGACAGAAAACACAGUGAGAAACAAACUUCAAGGAGCUGUUGAAAUCAAAGAGGGAAUGACAGAACUGGACAACAUCAAGAGUUCUCAGGCAAGUACAAUGGAAAAGAAGGUUCUAGAUUUGCUUCAGAAUUGUAGACAGAAAAAAUCUGUUCUUUCAGAUAAGGCCCUCAGUAAAGAGUUUGAAAACAUGUGGAGUAAAACUCUGUCUGAGAUACAUUUCAAAGGACUUCCUAAGCGAGAUGUUUCCCAAGAUGCCUUUAUCAUGUUGAGAGGCAAUCUGUCAACAAGGGGCAGUCAUGUCAACAGUCUGUUGGUUGGAACCAGACUGGUGGAUUGUGGGAAGGCAGCCUUUGUUGUGGAAUCAGGGGGGUUGUGGGAGAAGACUAAAGGCUUUGUGGUGCACAGGGAUCAUGACCAUCACAGGAAAAAGCUGCAAGACUUCUGUAAUGACAUCAUAACACAGUGUCAGGACUUUAUAAGACAGAAGGUGGAGCACAAAACAGAUUAUCAUGACACUAACAUCAAAGAACUUCUUAACAAGAUUGAUGAAACAUUGCAGCAACAAAAGAAAAUGAAAGUCGGUGAUGAAUGUGAGGUUAAUCUGAAGCUACACAUCUGUGGCAUAGCAGCAAGACAGUUCCAAAAGAUGCAUGAUGAUUUCAUUGCACUCAAUGACCCAAGGAAGUGUCUGGAACAGUCAAAGGACAACUACUAUACUGACUUCAUGAACUUGUUCCAUGAGCGAGACCAGUGCCAAAAGAAAGCUGAGGACUUCGCAAAGCUCUGUUUGCGGCCAGCUGUACAGGACUAUGUGACCAAAAGGAUUGGUCCUGAUGUGGUUGAUGAAGUGGUGACCGGUGAAGGGUCAGAGGAUUACAGCACAAGAACGGCUUUCCAGUUCUCCAUUUUAAAAGAACUCCUGACUGAUGAAAAUUAUGAGAAAUAUAGCGAGUACAUACACUUUUAUAAAACAUUUGUGAAGCAGUGGUUAUUUGAUCAAAUUGUCAAGCAACUCUCAAAAGAGAGGAGACUGCAGAAAAUGGAGAACAAACAUCUUUCAAAUAUAGUCCGGAAAAUUACUGAUAACAUUUCAACUGUCAGUAAAGCAUCUAGCACGGUAAACAACAUUAAGACGUUCAUUGGGAUAAUUUGCAAUAUGUUGGGAGAGCAUCUCGCCUUUCCCAAGGAUGCUUUGGAUUCCAUUAUGAUUCUGAACACGAGCACAGCAAACACAGAACAGUUUGCUAAGUAUCUCACAGAGUUUGUGAGGGAAAUGGAGAAGUCACUGGCAUCUGUUUAUGACCGGAAAACUGACCUUAGAUACAUCACAAAAAGGCUCAGACUUCUGCCAUUCAAGCCUCAGGACAAGAUGUUCACCAGUCUGUUUGGCUGUGGGGAGGUAUGUCCCUUCUGUAAUGCACCCUGUGAAGCAGGAGGUAAGGAGCAUACCAAACACUUCACCUCCAUUCAUCGUCCAAAAGGGCUCAGUGGUUGGAGGAAUAAGCAGUCAAAUGUGUUAUUAACUAACAUAUGCUCCUCCUCCGUGAUAGGCAAUGGGCUGUUCAUUAAUGAUCUAACAGGAGAUGAUGGUCACCCUUACAAGAAGUACCAGACAUACUAUCCUGACUGGAUCAUAACUGGAGACACCAGUAUUGAGGCUUCAGACUAUUGGAAGUAUGUGAUGGCCAUAUUCAAUGAGAGAAUUGCUGAACGCACUGACUCACUUCCUGCCGAUAUCCCAGAGGACUGGAACAUUUUAACAGCUGAGGAUGCAAUGAAGAGCUUGAAGGGCUCAUUCAAUGUGAGUGAAUAGGGGAAAUCUAUAAUGAGGCUCUGAAUUGUAGGCCAAAUAUAUUAUUGGCCGUUAAAACAUGUAUUAAGUUGACAACCACAAAUACCUCACACAUGGUAUAUCACAGAAUCAAAAUAUGAGGAGCCAGUUGUCUCAAACCAGAGUUUUGCAAAAACUGUGCAUAUCUGACAAUACCGAAUGCAAUUUUGAAAAUAACUGCAGCACAGAAAAUAAUAUUUGCAAAUACAAUUCAUAAACUAUGACUUCUUGCUAUUUACAGAUCAGAUGUUCUAUAAUGGAAUAGCUUUCACUUUGAAUAUACACUGAGUAUACCAAACAUUAGGAACACCUUCCUAAUAUCGAGUUGCACCCCCUUUCUUUUGCCCUCAGAACAGCCUCAAUUCGUAGUGGUGUGGACUCUUCGAAAGCGUUCCACAGGGAUGCUGGCCCAUGUUGACUCAAAUACUUCUCACAGUCGUGUCAAGUUGGCUAGUUGUCCUUUGUUUGCUGGAUCAUUCUUGAUACACACGGAAAACUGUUGAGCAUGAAAAACUCAGCAGGUUGCAGUUCUUGACAUAAACCGGUGCACCUGGCACCUACUACCAUACCCUGUUCAAUGAAACACAAACAAUCCAUGUUUCAAAGGUUAAAAAUCCAUCUUUAACCUGUCUCCUCUGCUUCAUCUACACUGAUUAAAGGAUUCACCUGGUCAGUCUGUCAUGGAAAGAGCAGUUGUCCACUCAGUGUAUGAGAAAGGAAUGCCAAUAUUCUUAUCAGAGUAAAACAAUAAUUAGAUGUAGAUGUAAGUAAACUGUUUUAAGCUAUUUCUAAAAUCAUACAAAAAGUAAGAAAAGUAUAUCUCAUAAAUUAACAGAAUACACAGGCCAUAUUGAUGAGCUGGUCCUCCAUUUCUCAUUUUUAAUUAUAAUAAAUAUAUUUCUCUCCAAUUAUAAUCUAGCCUAUAGCUUGAUAUGCCUAAAUCACUGAUUAAUGAUUAGAAGGGCUGCGCGGUUUAGUAGUAAACUUUUGGCUUGGCUUUUGUUUCUGUUAUUUUACAUUUUCAUCUUAAUGUGAUUUUUCUUGUUUAAAAAAUCCAUUUGUUGUUUCAUAUACAGGUGUUACACAUUUAUUAUACUUUUAAUUAAAUGUUGUGCAAAUUGUUAUUUGUUUUUAUUGAACCACACCUUAAUAGGGAUUUGUUCGCACACCUCAUUGCUUUGAACACAUUUGAUUGGAGAAAGUGUAAUUCAUGAUCAGUGCACAGCACUAAUGCAACUUCAUUAGUGCUCAGUUAUUAAGUUACUAAGAUUUAGUUUGUUGAUGAUUUUUAUGUGUUGAUAAGUGAGUAAAAUUAUUUUAUUUUUGUUGUUGAUUAGGUUGUUGCUGUUGUUAUCGAUGAAGAUUAUUUGUUUGUUCUUGACGAUCAUUUUCUUUUUGUUCAUGAGUAUACUGAUAAUAAGUUUCCCUCUACUUGUUAUUGCUUGUGAUGAUGAUAAUGAGUUUUCCUCUUGUUGUUAUUGAUGAGUAUAAUGAUGAUCGUUUUCCUCUUGUUGUUAUUGAUGGGUAUAAUGAUGAUAGUUUUCCUCUUGUUGUUAUUGAUGAGUAUAGUUUUCCUCUUGUUGUUAUUGAUGAGUAUAAUGAUGAUAGUUUUCCUUUUGUUGUUAUUAAUGAGUAUAGUUGUCCUCUUGUUGUUAUUGAUGAGUAUAAUGAGUAUAGUUGUCCUCUUGCUGUUAUUGAUGAGUAUAGUUUUCCUCUUGUUGUUAUUGAUGAGUAUAGUUUCUCUUGUUGUUAUUGAUUAGUAUAAUGAUGAUCGUUUUCCUCUUGUUGUUAUUGAUGAGUAUAAUGGUGAUAGUUUUCCUCUUGUUGUUAUUGAUGAGUAUAGUUUCUCUUGUUGUUAUUGAUGAGUAUAAUGAGUAUAGUUGUCCUCUUGUUGUUAUUGAUGAGUAUAGUGAGUAUAGUUUCUCUUGUUGUUAUUGAUGAGUAUAAUGAUGAUCGUUUUCCUCUUGUUGUUAUUGAUGAGUAUAGUUUUCCUCUUGUUGUUAUUGAUGAGUAUAGUUUUCCUCUUGUUGUUAUUGAUGAGUAUAGUGAUGAUCGUUUUCCUCUUGUUGUUAUUGAUGGGUAUAAUGAUGAUAGUUUUCCUCUUGUUGUUAUUGAUGAGUAUAGUGAUGAUCGUUUUUCUCUUGUUGUUAUUGAUGAGUAUAAUGGUGAUAGUUUUCCUCUUGUUGUUAUUGAUGAGUAUAGUUUCUCUUGUUGUUAUUGAUGAGUAUAAUGAGUAUAGUUGUCCUCUUGUUGUUAUUGAUGAGUAUAGUGAGUAUAGUUUCUCUUGUUGUUAUUGAUGAGUAUAAUGAUGAUCGUUUUCCUCUUGUUGUUAUUGAUGAGUAUAGUUUUCCUCUUGUUGUUAUUGAUGAGUAUAGUUUUCUUCUUGUUGUUAUUGAUGAGUAUAGUGAUGAUCGUUUUCCUCUUGUUGUUAUUGAUGGGUAUAAUGAUGAUAGUUUUCCUCUUGUUGUUAUUGAUGAGUAUAGUUUUCCUCUUGUUGUUAUUGAUGAGUAUAGUUUUCCUAUUGUUGUUAUUGAUGAGUAUAAUGAUGAUAGUUUUCCUCUUGUUGUUGUUGAUGAGUAUAGUGAUGAUCGUUUUCCUCUUGUUAUUGAUGAGUAUAAUGAUGAUUAUGAUACGUUUUUCUCUUGUUAUUAAUAAGUAUAAUGAUGAUGAUUAUUUUUGUAGUUAGUGGUGAUGAUGAUGAUGAUGAUGUGAGUUGAACUCUGAGCCUGCAGGGAAUGGUUUUCAGUUGGCCAAGCUAUAUAAUGACGGCCAAGUUGGCCAAGCCAAUAUUCAGUUGGCCAAGCCAAUAUGAUGAAGACAAAAAAAAGUUGAGUUGUACUGUUCAAAUAUAUUGAUAUUGUUUGUGGUCCCUUACAAAUGUUAUUUUUUCCUCUGCAGUGAAAAAACACAGACUGUACUUUGCAGACAUAUUGUUGCAAUUGAAAAUACAAAAUAUUUGUCCAUUAUCGUGUUACUAGAGAUGUUUAAUAAAAAUCUAUAAUUUAAAAACAUGA